Coffea eugenioides is the source of this 1210-nucleotide messenger RNA. Its product is annotated as FCS-Like Zinc finger 13-like. NCBI's taxonomy places the organism in Eukaryota, Viridiplantae, Streptophyta, Magnoliopsida, Gentianales, Rubiaceae. The transcript has 2 exons. The coding region runs from base 72 to 839 and encodes 255 amino acids. The record is from RefSeq and is a predicted model, not a curated record.
UGAAUUCGUAAGAGUUGAAGCCAGAGCUCCAAUUCUCAAACUAUAAUAUUAUAAGAAAGAUUUAGUCAGUCAUGCUAGGCAAGAGACCUACUCCAGUGAUUGGGAACCUGACCAAUUCUUUCUUUUUAGGCAAACGGACGGCCGGGCUAAUGGAUGUUGCCACUAGCCCCAGAAGUCCAUUGGAGUUCAGGAUUCAAUCCCCCAGAGGCAUGAAGCAUUAUGAUCUUGGUGGGGUUGGAUUAGGAAUCGUUGCUGCCCUUGAAAAGUCAGUUCAUGAUCAUGCAAAUGAAAAUCUUGCUACCAAGGCCUUGUCUAAUCGGAAUAUUAACCGGUCCAAUCCAAUUCCUGUUAAUCCAGCUGGGAACUUUAACGAUCGAACUAACCGCAAGGGAGGUAUUGAGGAAGCGGAGAUGGAUAGUAUGGAAGAUUAUACUUUUGUGACUUGUCGUGGACCAGGCAACAAGUCGUUUACCAGAGUGUACUAUGAUGGAGGGAGCAAAGGAUAUCAAAUAAGUGAUUUUGGUAGGGAAGGUUCAAGAAGUAACCGUCCCAGCUUGUUCACCUUAUCUCCUCCUAGAUUUGAUAAUUCUCCAGCUAUCCCGACUUGUGAUUUUCUCGAUUCUUGCAACUUAUGCCACAAGAAGCUUCAAGGCAGAGACAUUUACAUGUACAGGGGAGAGAGAGCAUUUUGUAGUACAGAGUGCAGAUACAGUCACAUGAUGAUGGAUGAACACAAAGAAAAGUGUAGCUCUGAAGCUUCAAGAUCAGUAGAAGUUUCAAGCUCACCUUACAAAAAUGGCCACGGCCAGAUACUUUCACCAGGAAUUUUUGCAAUCUAAACUAACAAAACGACACUUCAAUCAAGCAUGAAGAGUCAUGCCAUAAACGAUUAGUCCAUGUAUAUACGGGAAGAGUCUUAUACAUAUGAGGAACCACCGAUUAGAGAAAGGUCUCUUUUUCCUUUCUCCAAUUUUGGUUGCAUGUAAUAUUAAGCUUCAACCUCCAAUUUAUGAGAAUUUUGAGUUUCAUGGUAAAAGAUCUUCAGCUCAACUUUAAUUUGUCACUCGAAGUGAAAGAACAAGUUUCUUGGAGGGUUUUUUUUGAAUAUGGAGAUUGGAGAAGCAUGAAGCUGCAAAGGCUUGUCCAAAUCGAAAACCUGUUUUAUUGUCAAGAUGAUAAAAAUGAGUGAGGCCCAGGUUUUGAACCUCUA